This is a messenger RNA of Aspergillus candidus, 2081 nucleotides long. RefSeq lists its product as uncharacterized. Bases 1 to 1827 code for a protein of 608 amino acids. The transcript is spliced from 3 exons. The record is from RefSeq and is a predicted model, not a curated record. Lineage: Eukaryota; Fungi; Ascomycota; Eurotiomycetes; Eurotiales; Aspergillaceae.
AUGCCAUGCUUCAAAGGUUUGGCCGUGAGUAUACACACUCCCGACGGCCCAAUCCCCGAGUAUUCCAUCCAGCGCCAAUCCCGCGCCUCUCGCAUCGCCUGUUACAUUCCCGUCCCCCCGCCCAAGCUCCCCGAUGCCGCCGGCGGCAAGCGUGAGCAGUCCACCUUCGCCAUCUCUAUCACCCUCUUGAAUCCCGGCCAGGAUGUCCCGUAUUCCGCCCCCAAACCGACCCCGGACAACCCCACUCCCAAACCCAAGGUCGUCGGCGGCCUCCCCGGCCCCACCGCCGAGCGCGGUCUGUACACCAGCUCCGUCGUCCCCUACCAGGCCCUGACCAACUCCCCCAACGAGACCGUCGCCGCCUACAUCUACUUUGAUGGCCGUCAGAAGGAGGAGGUGGCUACCUUGCUGCGCCGCGGGGAGGAGACCUGGGUCAACUCCCGAUGGGUCAGCGUGCCCGACUCCGAGGGCGGCGGCCUCGCCGAGCGCGAGUUCCUCUUCCGCGAGGUCGGCCUCGAGCGCUGGCUCAACGGGCUCGACCUCGAGGGCAAGGACGCCGCUGCCACGAUCGAGCGCCGUCGCCAGAAGAUGGAGAAGCGCCGGCGGAAGCGCGAGGCAGCGGAGCACGGCGCCCGCGCGCCCGGGUCUCCCUCCGCCCCGGACGUCCUGCGCUACGGCAACGACGCCCGGUCGCCCCUCGAGGGGGUCUCGGAUGAGGAGGACCUAUCUCUCUCCGACUCGGACGACGACCCGAUUCCGGAGUCGGCCGGGCAGAUCAAGGUCGCGCUCUUCCGGGUGCUGGCCUCCGGGGAGAUCAAGCGCGGGGAGUACUCGCCGCAGUUCGACGCCCACGAUGACGACGACGAGGGGGCGGGCGGCCAAUCUGGCGGGGGGGAUGCCGACAUCGAUCACACCACCAGUUUCGCUCAGCCCAAGUCGCUCGACCCCAAGUCCAUCAGCACGCAAACGGUCACGGGGAUCGACGCGUCGGAUAAGCCGUAUGCCAUCUUUACCUUUAUGUACCGGGGCGGACGCCAAUUGCAAAAGAUGGGCAUCCUGAAAGAUGGCCGCCCGCAGGAGACUCCGGCGUCGGCCAAACGCCGCUCGUUGCAGCCUGACUUCAGCAGCCUGGGCCCGUUGAAACCCGGCGGCACGGUCGGCUUCCUCAACUUCCGCGACAACGCUGAGGCCGCGACGGGGCGUAAGAACCGGAAGGGCAGCAUGGCGGACGACAUGGACAGCGACGAUGAUGAGGAUGAGUCGAUCUUGGGCAAGGCGGACGACGAAGAGGCCAAGGAGGACGAUUGGCAUUUGUCCCCGGAUGAUCUCCGUCGACAGGGCGAAUUGGCCGAGGGGUUGCGACAGAUCAAGUUGAAACGCCAGCAUUCGUCAGCCUCCUUAGGCGUGAACAGCCCCAAGACCGACGCAGCCAGCCCCCAAGCAUCCGCGGACCCUCCUCCGGCGACAGAUUCGUCGACGACGACACCGCCUCCGCUCGCAACGGGCCUCCCAUCAGUGCCCGAGGUGCCCAAGCCGACCGCGACCACGCUGGACGGGGCCUUUGUCGGCAGUCCGCUGAAGAAACAGCGGGCCAGUGUCUCCCAGGCGGACGAGAACGCGCUGCGGCGGCGGAUCGAGGGCGGAUUAUCGCAGCCGGCCAGUGGGAUGCCGGCGGGGACGACGGCCGGCGAACAGAUCGGGGGGCCGACCCCGGCGACGCAUCCUUCAGCUCUCGGGCAUCCUCCGGCCCUCGCGCAGCCUCCCACCCUCGCGCCGCCUCCGACCCUCGCUCCCGCACCGGCAGCCGAAGACGAGGAGGAGCUAUGAUGUUAGCCUGUUAAUGUGUCUCUUAUUAUCUCCAUUUUUUUUUUCUUUCUUUUUCUCUUUUUUCUGUUGAUUGUGCGAAUUGGCCUUGGUUGUUUCUUUCGUCGGGUUUUCUCGCAGGGUCACAUCAGACAUGCAGGACGGCGUCUCGGAGCGCGUCCCGGGAUUAGAACUACAAAGGCAAUCCUGGGAUGGAGGAAUUGGGGUUGGGCGGGAUGAUCUAUAGAGCAAUGAAUGACGCAAGUGCAGAUAUAUCU